AUUUUAGGACUAAGACUACUCAAUUUCAGAAUCUUAAGAAAUUAAUUCAAGGUUUUUCCAUGUAUUCACUGUUGUGAAUUGUAAAAACAUGACAAAAAAAAAGAUAACAUGGUUUAACAUGAGCUUGGGCUGAUUUUAUAUCUCUCCCUGUCUUUACUGUCUGCUACACAUUUUCUUUCUAUCCCUCACUUGACAAGAGGUGAGAAGCUCUGCAGUAACUUGUCCUUUCCUUGUUGUUAAACAGGUAGCCAUGUAGAGAUGGGAUGCUUUCUGAGCUGUGGAAACAUUGGAGAGGCUGGGGAGGAUUAACAUGGCAUCACUCUGUGUAGACAGAUGUGCUGCUAUUCAGCUCCUCCAUGAUCAUGUUUUAUAAACUAUGUCAUAAACUAAGUCAUCUGCAUCUCUGAGUCACCAAGUACCACUAUGUUUAUUGCAGUGCCAAAAGAGUUAACUCAAACAACCAUUUCAUGGCAGUCUAUCAAGUAUUUCUCCCGACAAAACACAAUAUGUCAGUUUUUGAACCCUAAGAUAAUCAUUUCUUCCCCAGUGUUAACUAAAUUUCAACUAGACAGGUUUUUGGGUUUGUUUUUUUUUUGCGCUUUGGUGUAGUCGGCUCAUUAGCAAAUGAUUUACCUUUCACAACCGGUCACAGUGACCUGCAGGUAGAUGCAAUCUCCCAGAUGACCCCAAAUAAAAUACGUCAUCUGUGUGAACCUGCAACUGCUAGUAGCAGAGACGGAGCAGGGGCAGAGACGUUAUUCAGAUGGAUAUAUUUUCAGAGUUAGAGUGUAUAGACCCCGUGGCUCUUAAUUAUAACUAGCCUAACUGUGCUUUGUAUUGAUAAAUCCCCACAGAUUUGUAAUUGCCCCCUUUUCUCUCAGUCCUGACCCUCUGUCACUUUUGUCUCAACUCUAAUAUGACCUAUAUGGCGCAAAUGCUCAAUCCGUUACUAUAGUAUAGCAUAUAUAUAUAUAUAAAGAGUACUAUCAUUUUCACUAUCAGAGUGACAAGUAGCAAGGUGUAGUCGCACAAGAGGAAAAGAGACACACUGUCGCCUGCGGCAUUCCUAUAAUAUUCCUACGAUGAUCUGUAGCAUCCCUGUGGCUGAUAACACAUCCCCAGGGCAAUCCACCUCUGUUAGUAAUAAACUUGGUUAAAGUUUGGGUCCUACCACUGUAAUAAAUUAACAAAUAACCUGCUGCCAGUCAGACUUGAAAAGCACAUGUUAUAUCAGCUGAACAGUGACUAACAGUAUUUAACAGAGCACAAAAGAGGCUCAUUUUCAUCUGUAGUGGGAAAAUACUGAACAUGUGACAAAGAGUGAGAGUCUUUACAUCAGGUAUCAGGAUUCGGUGCAAUGUGGGACGCAAAACUCUGGAUCCGUAUGGACGUGGGUCGGUGUUUUGGAGGACCAGAUUUAGUGACCAACUUGGUGGUGGCGAGCCCAGACCAGCGUGGAUGUGGUGUGGCCUGACGUAGGACCUGCUGGCAGAGGACAUCGGAUUUGCUUUAUUCAUUCACUCUGAUGCUAGAUAAGAAGAUGUAGAUACUAUUAACUCUACCUGGGUAGUAACAGUAACCAACACUGAACACACCUCAGGACACCAAGAACGGAUCUUUUGAAGCUUUCAUGACUAAGUCGAAGGAGUUUUUGAGUUUGAGGGUCUCACUCAGAGUGACUUGUUCUUUUAUUUUUGUUUAUUAUUUUUAAAGCACUCAGUAUUAUUUUAUUUUCAUACAAACUACAGUACAGGGAAUGUUUUGCUUAUCGCUGAAGAUGCUAUAAGACUGUCAACUGUUCAGCCCAGUACCUACUUCCUUUGUGAGUUGUUUAAGGAUUACUCCUAAAGGACCUAGACAGAUGUUUGUAUCUCCUGCCCCACCCAGUUAGGACUUGAGGUGCUACAUGAUAUUUUCUAUCAUUUCUGCACAGUUGCAUCAUUUAUUUUCAAGAUGAAGUUUGACGAUAUUCUGGAAGAGUUGAAUGGCAUGGGGAGAUUCCAGAUAACGACGAUCCUGUUGAUGAUAGCUGCUCGUAUGACUUUGCCUUUUCACUAUCUGCUGAAUAAUUUCAUAGCGGCUGUUCCCUCUCACCACUGCGACAUCACCUCUCUGGAUUAUGGAGACGCUUUUAGGAAUUUAUCACAUGAAGAGAGACUUAUUGUCAGUAUUCCAGUUCAGGAGGAUGGGACUCUGAGCUCCUGUCAGAUGUUUGCAGAGCCUCAGUAUCAUCUGCUGAUAGAAUCCUCCAACAUCACUGACCUACACACAGUGCCGUGUCAGAAUGGAUGGAUGUACGAUAACACCACCUUCGAGUCUACUCUGGCCACAGAGUGGGAUCUGGUUUGUGAUAAGAGAGGACUGAACAAAGCCACGGCCACGAUUUUCUUCAUUGGCGUCAUGCUUGGCGCAGCAGUAUUUGGUUAUCUGAGUGACAGGUUUGGCAGGAAAAGGGCACUUCUGGUGUCCUAUGUGACAUCCACCGUCUUUGGAUUUACAAGUGCUUUCUCAUCCAAUUUCAUCAUGUUUGCUGCCCUGAGGUUCUUUACAGGAUUUGGACUCUCUGGAAUAGGUUUAAUCACUGUGGCCCUUCGUGUUGAAUGGGUGGACGUUAAGCAUCGAAAUGCAGUGGGCAAUUUAUUGGGCCUGGACUGGAGUAUUUUUACUGCUCUGCUCCCUGUUGUGGCCUAUUUUGUGAAUGACUGGAGGUACCUGGUGGCCACAGUAACCUCUCCACUGUGUCUGGGCAUUAUCUGUUGGUGGUGGCUCCCUGAGUCUGCCAGAUGGCUGAUAAGUAACGGAAAGGUGGAGAGUGCUCAUUUUUACCUGACCAAGUGUGCAAAAGUCAACGGCAGAGAGCAGUUCAUGGCUGACCUAAAUCUUGAGGUACUGUCCAAAGAAAUACCUGUGGAAAAUGAAAACAGAAAAUAUUCCUAUUUGGACCUCGUGAGGACCCCUAGAAUGAGGAGACUGACUCUGCUCACUGGCACUGUGUGGUUUGCAGCGGCCUGUACCUAUUACGGAAUCAGCUUGAAUAUUGACGGCUUUGGUGUGAACAUUUAUCUCACACAGUUCAUCUACGGCGCAAUUGAAGUGCCAGCAGUUGUCUUCGUGUUUUUCAGCUUUGACAAAAUUGGUCGAAAGUUAACUCAGGCUGGAACACAGUUCCUGACUGGACUGUGUAUACUCUGCAACAUGUUUAUCCCUCAAAAUAAGGGGCCAUUUCAGACGACUGUGGGAGCUUUGGGCAAAAUGUUCGCAGAGGCAGCUUAUGGGAGUGUAUUUCUGUACACAACAGAGCUUUACCCCACAGUACUGAGGCAAAAUGGAGUGGGUUUCUGCUACGUCUUGGGCCAAAUCGGUGUGGCUGUGUCUCCCAUUAUUAGCCUUCUUGAUGAAGUGUGGGGCCGUUUACCCAGUAUUGUUUUCAUCUUGUUGGCUUUUGCUGCUGGGCUGUCGACUUUGCUUCUCAGGGAGACACGAAACGUCCGUCUGCCAGAGACUAUUGAGGAUGUGGAACAGACAAGAAGACCAGUCUCCACACCUGAGGAGAAAUCUCAACUCUGAAUUUUGUUAUUUUGUACAUGAGCAGGACAGCUAUUUUUAUGUCCGUAUGUGUGUAUAAAGCUGAAUAAACAUCAUAAUGUGUGGGUGA
Molecule: messenger RNA, 3655 nt
Organism: Acanthopagrus latus (yellowfin seabream)
Lineage: Eukaryota; Metazoa; Chordata; Actinopteri; Spariformes; Sparidae
Product: solute carrier family 22 member 7-like
Exons: 11
Coding region: 1954-3567 (537 amino acids)
Biological process (GO): transmembrane transport
Cellular component (GO): membrane
Molecular function (GO): transmembrane transporter activity
Source: RefSeq, a predicted model, not a curated record